AUGAACUUUUCACUUCUUUCUCUCUUUUCUCUUAUUUUAUUUGCUUUUUUUCUCCCAAGUUCAGUUCCUCCAUUACGUGGAAGCUCAAUUGAUAUUCGUCCGAAUACUCGAUGGGAACAGGAUGGUCUCACAGUAGCUGGAGGAAACGGACAAGGUAGUCAAACCAAUCAACUCUCAACCCCAUCUGGUUUGUUUGUUGAUGAUGAUCAAACGAUCUAUGUUGCUGAAGGAGCCAAUCACCGCAUUACGAAGUGGAAGUCGAGUGAGAUGAGUGGCCAAGUAGUUGCCGGUGGAAAUGGAUAUGGAAAUGGGGCUCAUAAAUUCACUAAUCCAAAAGAUGUGAUUGUCGACAAAGAGACAGACAGUCUUAUCAUCUGCGAUCGUACGAAUGGAAGAGUGGUUCGAUGGCCUCGUCGAAAUGGGACAAGUGGAGAAACAAUAAUCUCUAACAUCGAUUGUAUGGGUUUGACAAUGGAUGAGAAUGGAUCUCUCUAUGUUGUUAACAAUUGGAAAGGUGAAGUGAGACGAUAUCGAAGAGGAGAAUCUCAAGGAACAGUGGUUGCAGGUGGCAAUGGAAGUGGAAAUCGUCUCGAUCAACUCUCUGAUCCACAAUACGUAUUCGUUGAUCGAGAUCACUCAGUUUAUGUGGCUGAAUGGGAAAAUAAUCGCGUUACGAAAUGGAUGGAAGGUGCAAAACAAGGCACUGUCGUGGCUGGAGGUCAAGGACAAGGGAAUGGUCUUACACAAUUGUCAUCCCCUUCCGGAGUCGUUGUCGAUCAAUUGGGCACUGUCUAUGUGACUGAUCCAGGCAAUAGUCGAAUCAUGCGUUGGCCCAAAGGAGCCACACGAGGAAGUGUCAUUCUUGGUGGAAACGGUGGUGGUACACAACCAGACCAAUUCAGUGGGCCCUUCGGUUUGUCAUUCGAUCGACAAGGUAAUCUCUAUGUUGCCGACUACGGAAGUAGUCGAGUACAAAAAUUCAAUAUCGAUUCAAAUUAA
Molecule: messenger RNA, 999 nt
Organism: Rotaria sordida
Lineage: Eukaryota; Metazoa; Rotifera; Eurotatoria; Philodinida; Philodinidae
Source: the annotation of a GenBank genome assembly